Messenger RNA from Gavia stellata (red-throated loon), 4199 nucleotides. It is a transcript of the gene EVC2, whose product is annotated as EvC ciliary complex subunit 2. The record is from RefSeq and is a predicted model, not a curated record. The coding region runs from base 1 to 3900 and encodes 1299 amino acids. NCBI's taxonomy places the organism in Eukaryota, Metazoa, Chordata, Aves, Gaviiformes, Gaviidae. The transcript is spliced from 22 exons. Gene Ontology annotation, biological process: smoothened signaling pathway. Gene Ontology annotation, cellular component: plasma membrane protein complex; ciliary membrane.
AUGCUGCGGCUGCUGGCCGGCCUGCUGCUGGCGCUGCGCCUCGGCGGGCCCUCCGCGCCCGCCCAGCCCCUCGGAGCGGCCACCCGGCGCGCCAGGGCCGGGGGCCGCCCCCUGCCGAGCCGCGCGGAGGGGGCCGGGGCGCUGGGCCUGCCCCGGGAGCCCUGCGGUCAGACGGCGGCUGGGGUUAUUGAAGAUAAUCUGUGGCUUCAAAAAGAGAUGGGAUGUCUGGGAAUGACAGCAAUGCCCUUACCUCUGGUCGUUCAAGCAAGUGAAGCCCCUCACCGGCUCUUGACUUCUGCAGCCUCAGACAAUCAGUGGAGCCAUUCGUUGUUUGCUUUGAUACCCUCAUGGACAAAGAAGAUUUUGUUCAAACGAGAGUCUUCUGUUAACCACCAGCUGCCUGAAGAUGUGUCCAAUAUGUCAGUGUCUUCUGGGUUUGGAAUAACCCUUCAGAAAUGUGGUGUGGUGGAUGUUGAACAUGACCCUCAAACUGCAUACAUUACAGUUCUGAUUAAUAACACCAACAUGCUGCUCUCAACAAACAUUACAGAUCUUAUCCUCCUGGACAAUAUCACUGGUCUACAUGUUAAAAAAACCAGUGGUGAUAAGACCACAGAUGGCGUACAGAUUUACAGGAAAAGAUUCUUGCAAGGUGGAGAACACUUUGCAAUCAACUACUCUGCACUUCUUGAUGCAAAAGAAAUGUGGGAUGGCAGGGUUUUGACACUGCCUGUGAAGCUAACUUUCAGGAGUUCAUCACAGAAUAAAACACAUCUCGUAUCAUUGACAGCAUCGUUCACCAUAACUGAAGAAGAAAAGGCCAAGAUUUCAUACAGCCAUGCCAUCCAUGCUUCAGGGUUCUUCAUUGCUUUCUUUGUUUCCCUUGUGUUGACAUGUGCUGGUUUUUUCAUUGUUUACCGAACGCAAAUAUUAAAAUGGAGUUUCCGUAGUAAAAACCAGGAGAUACAGCAUGACCUCAGUCAAAAUCACAAACUAGAGCAUUCUCAGUUCAAUUCAGGUGAUCUCUUCAGUGAAGAUAUAAUUAUGAAUGAUCAAAUCAUUGAUAUCUUGUCCUUUGAAGAAUCUGGGAACAUGCUUCAGGCUUUGGAAGACUUGGAGGUUGCCAGCCUGAUGCGGGCAGAUGCUGAUCUGGAGGCAUAUCGGAUGCAGAUAUGUAAAGAAGUGAUUGCUAUGAUGAUGAAGAACAUGGUCUUAAGUCACAGCCUCUUUCCUCAUGUGGAGAAGAGGAUGAGUUCAAUUUUCAAAAAGCAGUUUCUUGCAAUGGAGAAAGAGAUUCAAGAGGAGUAUGAAAGGAAGAUGGUGGCUUUAACUGCUGAAUGUAAUCUGGAAACUAGGAAGAAAAUGGAGACACAACACCAAAAAGCGAGAACCGCAAAUGAAGAGGCUGAAGAAUUAAUGAAGAAAAUGAAUGAAAAGCCUGCUGUAGAAUACAGAAGUCUUCUGGAUAGACUUCACAGACUGGAGCAGGACCGCCUGAAGAGGUUCCUUCUGGUAAAGCAGGAGGAAUAUUUUGCAAAAGCUUGUAGACAAUUGGCUGUUACCCAGAGAAAGGAGCUCCAUAGUAUCUUUUUUACACAGAUAACAAAUGCUACUUUCAAGGGAGAACUGAAGUUGGAAGUGGCUAAAACAUUAGUGGAAGAUUACUCUAAAAUGCAGGGAGGCAUUGAAGAGCUAAUGGAUUUUUUGCAAGCUAGCAAGAAAUAUCAUCUGAAUAGAAGAUUUGCUUACAGAAAGUAUCUUAUAAGUAAGAUGCAAUUAAGGGAUUCUCAAGCCUCUGCUCUUAUAAAUGCAGCGGCAAUCCAGAUAUCAAGUCUCAUUACUAAGAUGCAAAGAGCAGAUCAUCUACCUGAAAGUCAUUUGGGAAUGCUGCUGGACCGAGCUGAGGCUGAAAUUAAUUCCGUUAAACAGAAAUUCGACCAUGAUUUAAAACAAGAAAAGCAAAAGCUUCGCCAGAAACUCAUUACAAAACGAAGGCGGGAUAUGCUGCAAAAGCAGAAAGAGCAUCGGAAAGAGCAGCUGUUGCUUGGAGACCCCUUCAAAAUGACUAAGGAGGUCACUCACUACCUGAGCCACUGCAAAAAUCUUCUGAGUGAACACACCAUUGAAUUUGAAGAACUUGCUGAAAAGCUUGACAAUGAAGCCAGUGAAGAGCUGAAAGAGCUUGUAUUUAGUCUAACAGAGAAAGCUGUUGAAGAGCUUAAACGUGUUCAGUAUGGAGUAUUCGUGCAAGAACUGGUCAAGCUCAAUGUGCCAAAGAUGUUCCUGCUGGAAGCUGUGGAGGAGCAUAAAAAAGAGAUGGUAGUUAAACAUGAACAGCUUGAAAGGGAAGAGUGUGACAAGAGCAUGGCCGCUGAAGAGCUGCUUCAGCUCACCAGGCAGAAGCUGAGCCAAGAACUGGAAACGAGUCUUUCUGAACAAAAAAAAUUCAGGAGCUGGGAACAAUCAGUAUUCAUGCAACUUCUAAGUUUACCCCUCUCACUAUCAGAAGAAGAAUUGCUUAGAAUGAGGCAAGAGCUGCACUGCUGCUUCUCUCAGGUGGACAGCAGCUUGGCUUGGCCCAAGAUCAGAGCAAGAACCUUGCUUCAGGCUUUCGAGGUGGAGUGGAGGGACACAGAACUGCUGAAAGUCGAUCAGAAUUUAGCAAUGACCAAUAAACAGCAGCAUUCUAAAAUGAAAAAAACAGGAUCCAGGAAUAGAACUAAGGUAGAUAUUCUGAAGAAAUCUUUACAGGACAAAAUUUUUAUUUAUGAAGACUCAGCAAAAGAUGAAAAUUUGAGUAAGGUUGAGUACAAGUUGCUGCUUGAGAAAGAGUGUCAGCUGCGCAAUGUGGAAAAUAAACUUGGAGAGUAUAUUGCUUCUUUAGCCUUUCAAAAGACUGUUAAAAAAUCCAAAAUGUUGGAACUGUAUACCGCUAUCAUAAGUGUACAAGCUUUGCUCUUUGAACAACUGAGCACGUCAAAAACACUGUCAAAAUUGGAAUGUAUUCAGAUUUUAGAAGCACAUAAUCCUGAGAUUGAAGAACUUGACAGGAAGCUGGAGUAUGAGAUAUUGCAUAAGGAGUCAGCUCAGCAGCAGCAUCUAAUGAGUAGGCAGAGGUGGACUCCAGAUGGAUUGGGACUUUCAGCUGAAGCUGUGGAAACAAAUGCAGAUAGGCAGGUGACAGUUCUGCUAAAACAGGCCAUGAAUAAAUGUAGGCAAUUUAUAAAUCUGCACCGGCAAAGCUUGAGAGAUGAGCAAUGGAAUUGCGCGGUCCUUGAAGAUCUCCUGGAAAAUAUAGAAAUGGAUGCAUUUUUGGCACUUUAUAGUCAGGAGCUCCGACUGGCAGGUUAUUUAGCUAAACUGACAAGAGUACCAAUGGGGAUGCUGCACAGGAUCCUGAACUUAUUGCUGCCCUCCAGCUCACGAAGUGAGGUUCUUUCUGUCCUUGAUUCCAUCAAUAAAUAUUCAGAUGGUGUUGCUCAAAGUGACAGUAAUGCAGAUGAGUCUGGCAGCUGUAAGAAAAGGAAGAACCAAGAGUUGUGGCAAGCACUGGAGAACAAAUUAAGGCAAGACCUGAUAAACAGAAGUUUGGAGAAGAUCCCUUCUCUAAACAAGAGAAAAGACAGCUUGAUAAAGAAGAAGCAACUUGCCCUCUUGGAAAAAGCAUCAUUCGUUCAUCUUGGAUGUUCACCUCCGCAUCCUCCUAUGGAACAGUCUGAUCCACCUGUUCCUUUGAACACUGCAACUGCUGAAGCCAUAGAGCUAUUAGACACAGGGGAGAAGGUAUUUUUGUUCCGUGAGCCAAGUGAUCCAAUACUUUCUUUGCAUAAUUCUCCAAGGAAAAAGAAAAAGAACUUUCUUAAUUCCAAAAAGGCUGCUCGUGCAAAUAUGGACUCGUGAGAGCGAAUUCUUUUCAAAGUAUCAGUUAGGGAAGAGGAAGUUAUUUAAAAUUCAGUAAAAUAAUGAGAAAGAACGAAGUGUGCAGUUUAAAUAACACAUGUGUUGUUUUAAUCUCAUUUGUCUAACUUUGUAAGUAGCUGUAAUUUUAAAAUGGUGCAGUUAGCAGUGUGCAUUUUGCAUUUUUUAAUUCUCGUCAGCAUAUGAUGCAGUAGAUGAAAUAUGGGUGUUUUAUGAUGUACAUUCUGGCAGGCAGGACUCAGUGUUCCUUCAGUACAUUUUGAUCAUUUUUGCACCAAUUU